Amaranthus tricolor (Joseph's coat) is the source of this 1836-nucleotide messenger RNA. RefSeq names its product purine permease 21-like. The transcript has 2 exons. Bases 456 to 1646 code for a protein of 396 amino acids. Gene Ontology annotation, molecular function: purine nucleoside transmembrane transporter activity. NCBI's taxonomy places the organism in Eukaryota, Viridiplantae, Streptophyta, Magnoliopsida, Caryophyllales, Amaranthaceae. The record is from RefSeq and is a predicted model, not a curated record. Gene Ontology annotation, cellular component: membrane.
UUAAAGUGUAUCAAUUUUUUUCCUUGAAGAAAAGGACAUUAAAUUUUGGACAGCCAACCAUAUUUGAUUAAUUAUUGAAUAAAAUUUGAGUGGAUACCUGAUCAAUUGGCAAUAGCAUGCAAGUGUUGAAGACAAUAAUUCACAAUUAUCGCACACAGAGAAAUAAAUAUUUCUCCUACCAUUCCAUUAUUCAUUAUCUCUUAAAUUUAAGGGUAAUUUUAAGGACCAAACUCAGAAAAAGAGACCUUAGAAUUUCAAUCAUGUUGGUACUCCCCACAUAAAAGGGAUAAUAUCUUGGAGAGUUGAAGCAUCAUAUAUUAAAUCUUUUGACAACUCUUAACAAUAUGAUGCCAUUAAUAAGCUGAUAACAUCUGGUGGAUCAUUCAUAGCCAAAGGCCACAGCCUUCCCUCAAUCAUAUCCUUAUAAUUGCUUAAAUUCCAUUUGAUAUCUUUUCAUGACUCAUAUCAUGGAUGCUAAAUCUUCUGCUACUCUACAACUGGAACAACAAACCAUAGGGCAAACAGGUGCAAGGAAUAAGUCUUCAAUAAACAACCAUAAUGAAGAAAAAUUCCAAUUGAGAGAACUCAAAAAUAACUACAAAAAAUGGGUACGAAUCAUCACUUACAUCCUCUUUGUCCUUGUUGGUCAAACCAUUGGCAUUCUCUUAGGAAGACUUUAUUUUUCCAAAGGUGGAAAUAGCAAAUGGUUAGCCACUUUUGUUUUUAUGGUCGGCUUUCCUAUCCUCAUUCCAUUCAAAUGCUUCUUCCACCCGAACCCACAAAUUACUAGUACUUCUAGUGUAAGUCUUAAUCCUAGUUCAUUUCACCUAAAACUUACUGGUCUUUACAUUGUUUUUGGCCUUCUUUUAUCUGGAUCUAACUUGAUGUAUAGUUUUGGACUACAAUACUUACCCGUUUCUACGUACUCAUUAUUGUGCGCAACUCUACUUGCAUUUAACGCAAUCACCUCUUUCUUUAUAAACGCCCAAAAAUUCACUAUCCUAAUCAUCAACUCGAUUGUGAUCCUAACAAUCGCAGCGUGUCUCUUAGCCAUCAAUGCUGAUAACGAUGAUAAUGAAGCCGCUAAGGGGAAAUUUUUACUAGGGGUGUUAUUCACUAUUGGUGCAUCUGCAACAUUAUCUUUAUUGACGUCCUUGACACAAUUCUCUUUCGAGAAAAUUAUAAAGGAUCAAAGCUUUAGCACUGUAUUAAAUAUGCAACUUUAUCAAUCGUUUGUGGGAAGUUGCGCAUGUGUAGUAGGGCUAUUUGGUAGCGGAGAUUGGACAACUUUAAAAGGGGAGAUGUAUAAUUAUAAAUUGGGGAGAGAGUGGUACGUAACGAUAUUGGUCUCCUCUACUAUAUGUUGGCAAGUUUUUUCAAUAGGAAUGUUAGGUCUUAUUUUUGAAGUAUCUUCACUAUUUUCUAAUGUAAUUGUUACCUUGGGCUUGCCAUUGGUUCCGGUUUUUGCGGUUAUAUUCUUUCAUGAAAAGAUGAAUGGGGUGAAAAUAAUAUCUUUGAUUCUAGCUUUGUGGGGAUUUGUUUCUUAUAUCUAUCAAAAUUACUUGGAUAAUAUUGAAGAUUUAAAGGAAAAGCAAAAGUAUGACAAUGAUGUUAGUCAACUAGUUGGUAGCACUGAAAUUUGUUAAUACUUAAUGGAGUAUCUUGUGUUAUGUAAGUCAGCCAUUAUAGGGCAUAUUACAUUCAGAAAUAUUUGACUUUUCAACGGAAAAGUUUACCAAAUGCAUAUUGAUUAUGUAAAAUAUAUAUAAUACUAUGUGUAGAAUGAUGUUCAAUAUAUUUUAUAUGAGUUGAUUUGAAGAAUAUUUUAUUGUUCAA